CGUGCGUAAAAAAAAAAAAAAAGCUCACGUGGGAUAGCUAAAUGAGGGUUCUUUUGGCUUUUCCCGAUUUAAUCUUAAAUUUCGAGUGCCUUAUUAUUUUACAGCCUGUUUCAGAUAAAAUCAUCUUGCCUUUAGGGGUGAAAAAAAUGAGUUUGUUUUAUUGCCCAGUUAAAGGGAUUAUUGAACCCUAUGUGGGCCGACUUUAGGAGUAGACGGGAUUCUUCGCGAAUUUUUAGCUGCAUAAAUACAGCCUACACACUGAUAUUCACGAACGGCAAGUCAUGACAUCUCGCCGCGCACUGAAGACAGUGCUCAUUGACUUAAGUGGAACCCUUCACAUUGAGGACACUGCAGUACCAGGGGCCCAGGAAGCCCUUGCAAGGUUACGACAUGCUCCAGUGUCUGUGAAAUUUGUAACUAACACAACAAAGGAGUGUAAGAGAACCCUGCUGGAACGACUACGCCGGCUCCGGUUUAACAUCGAAGAGCAUGAGAUAUUUACCUCACUCACUGCAGCUCGUAAUCUGCUGGAGCAGAAGAUGGUGCGUCCCCUAUUGCUGGUAGAGGACAGUGCAUUGGAGGACUUCAUGGGAAUCGAAACCAACAAUCCUAACGCUGUUGUGAUAGGCUUAGCCCCAGACCACUUUAAUUAUCAAAUGCUUAAUAAGGCCUUCAGGCUUAUUCUGGAGGGUGCUCCUCUCAUUGCCAUUCACAAAGCCCGCUACUAUAAGCGGAAGGACGGCCUAGCACUGGGGCCCGGUCCAUUUGUGAAUGGACUGGAGUAUGCCACCGACACGCAGGCCAUCGUGGUGGGCAAACCUGAGAAAACCUUCUUCCUGGAGGCCCUGCGUGACCUGAACUGCAGCCCAGAGGAGGCCGUGAUGAUCGGAGAUGAUGCUAGGGAUGACGUUGGUGGAGCUCAGAACACAGGAAUGCUGGGAAUAUUAGUCAAAACUGGUAAAUAUAGAGCAGGUGAUGAAGGCAAAAUAAACCCUUCGCCUCAUCUGACUUGUGACAGCUUUCCAGAGGCUGUAAAUUAUAUCCUUCAACAUCUGCUUGAAGCUAAAUGAGUCUGCUGAUGCUGUUUGAAAAUUUGGUGAUGUCUGGGUACAUGGUGGGACAUGAGCAGGAGUUUUGGUUGGAGGAAAAGAUUACCUUGCAUGUAACACAUAGGAAACAGAAUGUGCUCCAGUAAUCUCCUGUCAUGCAUGUUUUUGAUACAGUAGGGUUCAACUGACUUAAUCACAUCAUUAAUCACAAGAUGGAACUGGUAAUAAACUUGUAGCUCACCUGUUAGAGGAUGUAGAGCAACAUUCUAACAACACCAAAGUCAUGGGUUCAAUUCCCAGAGAGUACAUGUACUGUCAUAAUCAUAAACAUAAGUUGUUCUAGAUAAGAACAUUUGCCAUUGCUGUAAAUGCAAAACUAGUGUUUCCCCAACCUAAAAAGACAUCCAUUUUCCCAUGCUUUAGAAUGCAAUGAAUAUUCACUCCAGACCAGGGGAACUGUACAUGUAGUCAUUAUAUAAAAAAACCCCCCAUAAAAUACAGAAGUUAAGCAAAACUACCUUUCCUAAAUAAAAGUACAUAAGAUAAAAUAAAGCAUUUUAUUUUUGA
This is a messenger RNA of Electrophorus electricus (electric eel), 1616 nucleotides long. It is a transcript of the gene hdhd2, whose product is annotated as haloacid dehalogenase-like hydrolase domain containing 2. Gene Ontology annotation, cellular component: cytoplasm. The record is from RefSeq and is a predicted model, not a curated record. Gene Ontology annotation, molecular function: phosphatase activity. Lineage: Eukaryota; Metazoa; Chordata; Actinopteri; Gymnotiformes; Gymnotidae. Gene Ontology annotation, biological process: dephosphorylation.